Messenger RNA from Rotaria socialis, 1449 nucleotides. NCBI's taxonomy places the organism in Eukaryota, Metazoa, Rotifera, Eurotatoria, Philodinida, Philodinidae. The record is from the annotation of a GenBank genome assembly.
AUGGCGGGUAAGUUGCACAUUAAUCCAACCGACAGUUUUAUUCUCGAUUUGAUAUGUAAAUUGACUCAAUGCGCACAUCAGUGUAAAUGUAAAUGCGGUCGACUAUGGGUUGCCAGUCUUAGUUUACAGGGUGGUGUACCGAAAGGUGAAAGUCGUCAGUCUCACACUUGUUAUGUUCAGCUGGCUGGACUGAUCCCUCGCUUACAGCGGACUAAGGAAAAACAAUCCGAGACGUUCGAUAGUGAUGAUGACUUUGAAGACGACGCAUCUCAAUCACCAUUCGAUAGACGGACAAAUUUCAUUCAUGAAAUCUCCAAUAGCGAUGGUGAUGAACAAGUUCCUGAUUCGCCAAUCAAAGAUAAAAAGACGUUUAUCUAUAAAAACACAAAAAAAGAAUCCUCGCCUUCACCAAAUCCAUCCUCUAAAUCGCUACAAUCUUUGUCGGAAAAGUCUUCGUUUAGUCUAGCUCAUGCAGUCCUUCUUCAAGAUAUCGAAGAGCUUUUGGACCAGCGUGCCAAUUACCUUCUUUUUGAGGAUAACUUUACGCCAACAUUAGCGAAAAUUGUUAAGCGUGAUCAUGGAGCGUACUCAUUUGCUAGACUUCGUUCUGUUUGUGCGAGAUUUGAGAAUGCUCAAGCUAUGAAGCAGCAUGAUGCGAAGAGUCGUAGCACAAGCGCAUACUUCACUAAGAUGGUUGAUAGAAAAAUUUCAGACGAUGAUGCUCGAGCUUUUGCCUUUGCCAUCGCAUUUUACUCAGGGUCACAGAGUGAAACUAUCAACCAAGGUGUAGCAUUGAUCAUACGAACUACUUGUGCCGAAGAUAUCAUAAAUGGCACACACGAAGAGAUCGGGGAAGACGCAGCCAUUAUUAUGUUCUAUCUUGCACGAGCCCUAUCUCAUAUCACUUUUUAUUGGGGCACAGUCACUCGACGUGUUCAACUGACUCCAGAGGAGGUCGAACUCGGCCUGUGCAAAUACUCAGUCUUAUGGGUCGAUGACAACAUCUUCGAUGAAAAUUGGGAAAACAAGAGGCAUAUGGAAAAAGCAAGCACUGCCGGCAUUGAAGUCAAUGUGCAUUUCAUUCCUAAAUCCACCACUAAAUCUGCUUUGGCUUUUCUCAAGUCACCAUUCGGUGAACGGCUCAAGCACAACGAAACAUUUCGGAUUAUUACUGGCAUGAAUCGCCACAAUGAAGAACCGUCCGACAAUGCAGGCGCUCGGUUGCUUGCAAGAGCUCGAGAAAUGGGUUUCAAUUCAAGAUGCCUUGUUUUCACAGGAAAUGCUGCUGAUGCCGAUCGAAAAGUGAAGCAGCUGAUCAUAGACGUUAAGCAAAGAGAGAAUAUUGAAAUAACUCAAUCAGUUAAUAUUCUAGAGCAAUUCGUCAAUUUCAAUAUGUCGGAUUCCUUGAAAGUUUCGCAGGCUUCAAAAUCGUUCUGCACACCUAGUUGA